AUGAAGCUCCACGCCCUCGCUCUUGCCGCCCUCUUUGCCACGGCCAUUGCCGUCCCCUAUGCCGGGUCCUCGGGCGACGGCUCGGGCAGUGACAAUGGCGGCGACGGCCGCGACGGCCGCGACGGCAGCGACGGCAGCGACGGCAACGGUGGCAGCGGCGGCAACGGUGGCAGCGGCGGCAACGGUGGCAGCGGCGGCAACGGCGGCAGCAUUGCCAUCUACGAGGCUUGCCCAUCUGGCCUCAUUGGCUCCUACCCGCAGUGCUGCACGGUUGAUAUCCUCGACGUCCUGAGCCUCGAUUGCAAGCCUGUCCCUCGCACCCCGACAUCCGCUCUCGACUUCAAAGAGGCCUGUGCUUUGGUCGGCGGCUCGCCCGAGUGCUGCACCGUUCCCAUUGCCACUCUUGGUCUCCUCUGCGAGGCUCCUCCGGGCACUUUGUAA
This is a messenger RNA of Sporothrix brasiliensis 5110, 441 nucleotides long. RefSeq lists its product as uncharacterized. The coding region runs from base 1 to 441 and encodes 146 amino acids. The record is from RefSeq and is a predicted model, not a curated record. Gene Ontology annotation, cellular component: extracellular region. The transcript has 3 exons. Lineage: Eukaryota; Fungi; Ascomycota; Sordariomycetes; Ophiostomatales; Ophiostomataceae.